Truncatella angustata is the source of this 1007-nucleotide messenger RNA. RefSeq lists its product as uncharacterized. The record is from RefSeq and is a predicted model, not a curated record. Lineage: Eukaryota; Fungi; Ascomycota; Sordariomycetes; Amphisphaeriales; Sporocadaceae. The coding region runs from base 207 to 767 and encodes 186 amino acids. The transcript has a single exon.
GAACGGGGUAAACUUGCGUAACGAAGACAUACUGUAUUUGGGACAGGCUCAAUAAGGUUAUGGCCCACGUUCUGCUCAAAGUGCCGUUUCGUUUACACAACGACUGUUAGAGUACGAGAGCACAAGGUUUGAAGGCACGUUGAACUGGGUCGUCUGGGAACCUGACUUAUACCACCUGAACAUCAAUCUGGGGCACGCCGUUACGAAUGCUGCUUUGGCCAAUCGUCGCAUGCAGAUGCUGGUGCAGAUUUGUGUUGCCAGCUCGGUCGAAACCAACCUUACAGGAGCAGCCAUUUCUCUUCUCCAGCAAGAGCUCUAGCGUUAGGACGUGGGAUAUUAAGCCCCAAGACUUUCAUUAUUCGGGGACCAUUCAAGCAUUAGCGGCGCUUGCUGUCCAGUACCUUGACUGCAUUGCCGUACCCGUGGACAUACUCGAGCAGAGAGAUGAUCAAGGUGCGGUUCCACAUCGAGCUCAAAGCCAACCGACUCGAUUAUUGUUAUUGGCGGCAUUUAUUGCCAAGGAAGACGCAUGGCUUGGGUUGUGGGUAGGCCGUAGGAGCACUCCAUUGCACUCCCUCCCCCCCUUUCCUUUCCUUUCCCAUUCCUUGCCCCAAAUCGACAGCGGGCCUGGCGGGACCACUCACCAACCACCCCGGCCAGGCCAAUUUCAAUCCCCUAUCCAGCGGCGCCAGGGCGCCAUGGGCCGUUGCAUUCGCCAUCUCGCUACUGUACCCGUGGACCUUGCAAGUGUGCCCCUAAGAACCUAGUAUCCUAUCGAUGUACCGUCCUCCGUACCGGCUCUCAAACCCUUCAUCUAUCCAGUCUUCCCACCUUCUAUUCUCGCCCAUCCCGUCUCGUCUUUUUCCCUUCUCUGCAAUCCACGUUCUGCUACAUCUUUUGUCAGAAGGUCUAGUCCCUUUUCUUUUCAUCCUAUCUCGCCUUCCUCUUACGAGGUUUGCGGUCUUCGUUCGUUACACCAGGGACCCGGACACAACGGAAGCAAAGCU